Molecule: messenger RNA, 1783 nt
Organism: Cetraspora pellucida
Lineage: Eukaryota; Fungi; Glomeromycota; Glomeromycetes; Diversisporales; Gigasporaceae
Source: the annotation of a GenBank genome assembly
AUGGCGAUGAAUCCAAUUACUGAAGACGCCAUUGGCAAAGUUAUUUCUAGAUAUGCCCCGGUUUCCUUAGGAGCGGAUUUAACGAGUUUUACAGAGAAUGAAAAAAUAGCAAUUUCUAAAUUGGUGGCUGCUGGAAAAUUGAUCGAUAGGAUCUACCUUCGUCAGAAAUGGAAGGGCAACGAGGCUCUACUCGAACAACUCCAAAACGUCAAAACACAGGACAAAAGGAUACUAUUAGUAUUCGAUUUAUUGAAAGGGCCAUGGGAUCGUGUUGAAGGUUUGGUCAUAUCCAAUCCUCCAAACCUUCCAGUUCAUAAACCCGAGGGAGGAAAUUUUUAUCCUGAAAAUAUGACAAAAGAAGAAUUCGAAUCAUGGGUUAGAACCCUUGAGCCAGAACAACAAGCUAAAGCCAAAGGAUUUUAUCAUGUUGUUAAACGAAAAGAGCCGCAAGGCGAAUUGUAUUUGAAUCCUUAUUCCGACGAAUAUAAAGAUUUAUUAAGCGAAAUAGCAGGAUUGUUAAAGGAAAGUUCAAAAUUAGUCGAAAAUGAAUCUUUGAGAAAAUUUUUAAGAACAAGGGCUGAAGCAUUUUUGAAUAACGAAUAUUUGGAAAGCGAAGUUGAUUGGCUGAACAUCAACAAAGAAAGUCGACUUGAAGUUACUGUGGGACCUUAUGAAGUAUAUACGGAUGAACUGUUCUCCGCAAAAAGCGCCUUUGAAUUUUACAUCCACGCGCGAGACUUUGAAUUUUCUAAAAUCUUGGAGAAGUUUUCUAAUAGUUUACAAGAAGUGGAAAAUAAUCUACCCGUACCACCUAAAUAUAAAAACAGUGAUUUGAAAACCACUCCAAUUGUUGUGGUGAAUCAACUGUACGCUGCUGGCGAUGUUGCAGUUCCUAUGACUGCCGCAUAUAAUCUUCCCAAUGAUGAAGAAGCCAUUAAACGCGGUGGGUCAAAGUUAGUUAUCAUUAAGAAUGUACAAGAAGGAAAAUAUCAUAAUAUUUUGGAACCAAUCUCCAGAUUGACCGUAGCCGAAAAUCAGCUUCAAUAUUUGUCGUUUGACGCAUUCUUUACGCACAUUCUCCUCCAUGAAGUAGCCCAUUCUAACGGACCACACUAUACGGUUGGACCUAAUCCCGUUACAGUCAGGUCACGUUUACAAGAAUAUCAUUCUGCGAUCGAAGAAGCCAAAGCAGAUAUAACCGGUUUAUUUGCUGCUGCUCAUUUACUCAAAAUUGGACUUUUAACCUCACCAUCAAUUCAACAAUUUUAUGUAACAUAUCUUGCUUCAGCGUUUAGAUCUGUUCGAUUCGGCAUAAAAGAGGUAAGAGAAUUAGCAUAUUGGGGACGUCCACAACAAAGAAGUGUAUAUUAUACAGUACCAUCACCUAUUGUUGUUGCACAUGGUUUGGGCCAAUGUAUACAAUUAAACUAUAUUUUAUCACAAGGCGGAUUCACAUAUGAUCCCAUGACAACACGUUUCAGUGUCAAUUUUGACACUGUCACGUCCGCAGUUUCUAAUUUAACGAGGGACAUAUUAAUAUUACAAGGAGACGGUGACAAAAAACGCGUAAAGGAAUUUGUAGAUACGUAUGGUGAAGUGAGAAAAGAAGUUAAAGAAGCACUGAAUAAAUUAGAACUUGAAGGAAUACCCAUUGAUAUUAGACCUUCUUACGAGAUCAUUUAUCAUUUAUUAUUGCAAAAAAUAUUUAAACUUUUGGAAAAAGAGAAGACCAGACAAUAUGUGGAUGGGACAUAUAAUAUAAAUAACGUUCCUGACGGGUACA